Cryphonectria parasitica EP155 is the source of this 750-nucleotide messenger RNA. RefSeq names its product Hly-III related protein. The record is from RefSeq and is a predicted model, not a curated record. Gene Ontology annotation, molecular function: signaling receptor activity. Gene Ontology annotation, cellular component: membrane. The transcript has 2 exons. The annotation marks the transcript as partial. Lineage: Eukaryota; Fungi; Ascomycota; Sordariomycetes; Diaporthales; Cryphonectriaceae.
GUCUCGUCCUGGCUGUACGUCCACAACGAGACGGUCAACAUCUACUCGCAUGUCAUCGGCGCGCUGGUCUUCCUGGUGCUGCCAAGCUACGUGUUUGCCGUCUCAAUCCCAGGGCGGUACCCUGUCGCGACCGUGGCAGACGUGCUCGUCUGCAGUACGUAUUUUCUAGGCGUGGCAGUCUGCUUCGUCCUGUCUACUGUGUUCCACACGCUCAUGGCGCACAGCCCGGCACUCUACGCGCUGGGGAUGAAGAUUGACAUCCAGGGUGUGCUGGUGCUGAUGUGGAGCGCCACUGUUCCGCUGGUGUAUUACACAUUCCAGUGUGAGGAGGGCGUAGUGCGUGCGGCGUACGGGAUCGUGUUCACCGCGCUUGCUGGGGCCUGCUCUGCGGUCACGUUCUUGAAGCAGUUCAGCGGGCCUCACCUGGGACCGUACAGGGCCGCCCUCUUCGGUGCCUUUGGGGCAGGCAGUUUUGCGGCGCCGAUCACACACGGGCUGCUGAAGCAUGGGCUCGAGGAGAUGUACAGACGCGUCGGGCUCGGCUGGAUAUUGGUGACUGUGGUGUGUAACGGGAUCGGGAUUGGUGUUUAUGGGUUGAAGUUUCCAGAGCGAUGGUACCCGCGACGCUUCGACCUGUUUGGUGCCAGCCACCAGUUAAUGCAUGUCUUUGUCGUCGCGGCAGCCCUUGCCUACGCAUGUGCUGUGGUGCAAGCAUUCGACUACCGACACGGCCAGGGAGUGGUCUGCUGA